This is a messenger RNA of Cucurbitaria berberidis CBS 394.84, 1989 nucleotides long. RefSeq lists its product as uncharacterized. The transcript is spliced from 5 exons. Lineage: Eukaryota; Fungi; Ascomycota; Dothideomycetes; Pleosporales; Cucurbitariaceae. The record is from RefSeq and is a predicted model, not a curated record. Bases 1 to 1989 code for a protein of 662 amino acids.
AUGCCGCAACGCCGACUAGAACACUAUUUUGUCCCCUCUCGCGCCCCAUUCAUCCCGACAGGAUGCAGCUUCCUGGAUCUCCCCCACUCCGUGCGCAAACUCAUAUACGAGUAUGCUGGGCUAGACCGCCUUUUGGUCGACCUCAACUACUCAAAUCUUAAAGUCUACCGCAAAGGUACAUAUCCUGAGACACGCGAUUGUCGUAAGCUUGAUGCAAAUGGCUGGUAUGAUCUGAAGAAGCUUGCUGUCGCUGAAAUGGACGAACUUUGGGAGAUCAACAGCGACUCAGAAGAUGUUAAAGGUUACGGGACGUCGUUGUGGGGCAAUGCCUAUGGUACGCAUCAGAGCAUGCUUCUGGCGUCCAAGCAGAUACAUCAAGAAGUUGAAGCUUUUAUAUAUGCCGGAGCUGUGUUUCGAGUCUGUCUGGGCCAACCCUUAGGAUUUACGAGGUUGUGGCGUAUGAGUGACAAUGCGCUUUCCAACUUAGGUUCGUUAACGAUUCGGCUUGAUGUCCCCAAGACUGUAGUCUGGAAUAGUGCCUGGGGAUAUUCACCUACGCCACCCAAACACAUUGACCUUGCAACCAAAUGGGGAACUUUGGUUUUAAAGAACUGGAUUUUGACUCUGGAACGUCUUGUUCGGUCAGUCAGGCCCGGCCAGCUCAGGCUACGUGUCGUUUUCCACGCAAAGACAAUGGGCGACGCGAGAGCCGUCAUCGAGCCUAUGAUGCGGCUCCCACUUCUAAAAGACUGUGGUAUAUGUGCGGAACUACAUGGCCAGAGUUGUUGGUGGAAACAGAAGCAAGACGGCUACUACCACAGCCAGUAUUACGAUAAGCUACGGCCUACACGUGAAGACACGGAGAUCUCCCGCCUCGUCCAACAGACCAUCCGGAAGCUCACCCUUAGUUACGCUUCGCAAUCCUCGAGUAUACCGAUCUCGUUUCUCCAGAUGCCGUGCAAUGGCGCCCUCGCAAAUGGAUUCCUCGAUCUCCGUCUUGCACAUAUUGCACAAACGGCUAUCGUACAGCGAUUAAAGAGAGCGAAUCUCCAUGCUUUUGCCAUUGUUUUCCAGGCCCAAACAUUGACGAUCACAUACAAUGGUAUCCUUGUUGCGAAGAUUGCAGCCCAGAAGAAUAUUCUAGCAUAUGCUAUUGCUCUUCCCGCGGCCCAAUCUGGUCCUCUUCUUGCAAGUGUCGUUUUCCCCCUCAAAUCCUCUUCACUGUUAGCAGCCAGUCCCGUAAUACGGCUCUUGGGAUUCGAUGACGGCAGGUGGCCCGCGGCUGGCAUUCAUUUCAUGCCGAAAAUCGAGCUGAGUCUCUAUCUAUCCUCCAUUGCCCACAAUGCUCUUCAACACAUUCGCUGGCUAGAGUGGAUACUACCGAGUUCGCAACGGACAUAUCUCCUCCCGAGCACUCCGGCUUGGCUCGACUACCUCGAUACUCUCUUACUAAUGCAAGAUACGAUGAAUAUGUCAGCACUCACCUUCACAAUCAACAUCUCAGCGUCAGGAAUGUUGUCGAGCGAUAACGAUUACGACUGGAAUAUAUGUUUGCCUCUGAACGAGGAUGCCUGGACGUGGUAUGACACGAUCAUACUUCCAGUGAGACGAUUGGGCGAGGCGGGAUUGAAGGAUUUCUUUGUGCACUUAAGGCAUCUUGAUAUUGAGACGGGGAGGAGAGAAAUUCAUGAGCAGAAUUUGGAGAAGAUGGUUAUGGGCAAGGAUUAUAAUAGCACGGGGAGGGGGAAGCCAGCGGAGAGGGUACAUAAGAUAGUCAAGGAGAGUGAUAACGGAAUGCGAAUGCGGCAGAAAUACGAGACUUGGGACAAGCGAUCACUGGAAACCAAGAAACAAGCCGCUGCAACGGUUGGCUUCAAAACAACGUGUAAUAGAAUGAUGCCAACAGGCAGCAUAUUAAGUCCACUCAUUCUUCGUUUUGAUGUCCUGCGCGAAUGGGAGAGCAAGUGCAUCUGCAUGGGGUUUAGGUAG